This is a messenger RNA of Pygoscelis adeliae (Adelie penguin), 884 nucleotides long. RefSeq names its product coronin 6 (gene CORO6). Gene Ontology annotation, molecular function: actin filament binding. The record is from RefSeq and is a predicted model, not a curated record. Lineage: Eukaryota; Metazoa; Chordata; Aves; Sphenisciformes; Spheniscidae. The annotation marks the transcript as partial. Gene Ontology annotation, biological process: cell migration; actin filament organization. The transcript has 5 exons.
CCUGACCCUGUGCCCCCCAGCCAUGAGCCGCCGCGUGGUGCGCCAGAGCAAGUUCCGGCAUGUCUUCGGGCAGCCGGUGAAGGCCGACCAGAUGUACGAGGACAUCCGCGUCUCCAAGGUGACGUGGGACAGCUCCUUCUGUGCCGUCAACCCCAAGUUUGUGGCCAUCAUUGUGGAGUCCGGCGGCGGGGGGGCCUUCAUUGUCCUGCCUCUUGCCAAGACGGGACGGGUGGACAAGAACCACCCGCUGGUGACGGGGCACACGGCGCCUGUGCUGGACAUCGACUGGUGUCCCCACAACGACAACGUCAUCGCCAGCGCCUCCGAGGACACCACCGUCAUGGUGUGGCAGAUCCCUGACUACGUCCCCGUGCGCAACGUCACAGAGCCGGUGGUGACGCUGGAGGGACACUCCAAGCGGGUGGGCAUCAUCUCAUGGCACCCCACCGCCCGCAACGUCCUGCUCAGCGCAGGCUGUGACAACCUGGUGAUCCUCUGGAACGUGGGCACGGGGGAGAUGCUGCUGGUGCUGGAGGACAUGCACACCGACCUCAUCUACAACGUGGGCUGGAACCGCAACGGCAGCCUCCUCGUCACCACCUGCAAGGACAAGAAGGUCCGAGUCAUCGACCCCCGCCAGCAGCAGGUUGUGUCGCUGCUGGGCGAGGGUGCCUCGCUGCUGGGGCUGUGCCGCAGGGAGCUGACAGGCUCGUCGCACCCGUUGAGGUUCCCGAAGGUGAUGCGGGCGUUGAGGAUGUGGAAGAUGGGGAUUUCUGCGGGAAAGGGAAAAAAAGCAGGGAGGGAAGCCGGCUGUGCCACCCGUGCCGGCGGCAAAGACCCCCCCCGUACCGAUCUUGACAGGGAAGCCGGGCGGGAGGCGCAAG